CAAACAGCAGAGCUGUGGCUUAGAAAGUUCAUCUGUGGCUUCUCUUUAAAACUAAGGCGUGCCUCUCUGAAUGGAUUUUCUCUGAAAGACAGCACUUGAGUUCUAAACUUGAGAAUUCAUGGUUUUCAUGUAGUUUUUUUGUUUCAUUUUCUUAAUCCUUAUUUUGGUUGCAGCAGAAAGCUGCAGGAUAAGAGUCAAGCCAGGAUCCAAGGGCAUGUGCCAGGUUUGCAGACCAUACAUGGGGCUGUUCCCGGCAGCCCUGUGGGAUAAAUCCAAGGCAACAGCCAUCAAUAAUUGCUAGAAACAGACUGAAAAAGAGCAGGACAGAGUAUUAUCUUCUCUGUUAAACAUUCCGACCAGAAAUAAGAGGAAGAAGCAGGUAUCCUCUCAGACCCUCAGGGGAAAAAUGAAGCGACUGUUGCAUGAGUCAGAAGAAAUCACAAUCACCCUGGGACCCUCCUCCUUGCUCUCCCCCGGUAAGGCUAAGGCAGAGACCAUCUGUGGCAUCAAGAACAAGUCCUCAGGUUCUGCUGGAUCCUCACUAGAGGACAGUUCUCUGCUCCCUCACUGUGUGUCAGUAGUGGCAGCCACUGGUGGGAAUAGAGAUGGGGGCAUGGCCCAGCAUUGCAGCUUUGAGCAGCAGGCCAAAAGCCAGCUUCCUCUGGGCUCCACUGCCUGUGUGUCAGAGUCUGGUUCUCAGGACCUCUCAACUGUCAGCAUUAUCAUGAGCUGUCAAGAGCCCUCAGAGAAGAACCAUACCAAGCCUCUUUUGUCCAGAGGUCCUGGCCAAGGCUGCAGCUGUGAACAGCGAGAGCCUUUGGGGGAUGUAGUGGAAUAUAUCAUCAAAGAACUGCAAGGCAUCAGCCGUCUCCAGACUGAGAUUGCUGAGCUGCAGCAGCACUUGAGCCAAGUCCGGGGUUCUGUGGAUGAGGUCUCUAGCUGUGUAGACUCAGUACUGAGUGAAAUAGAAGGCUUGCAGGUGGGCAGCAGCUCCUUGGUCAAGGUGUGUGGGGGAGAAAAGGCCCAGGAACCCUAUUUAAACAGACCCAGUGAGGAAGCCAUUCUGUAUCUCUAUGGGCUUCCAGAACAAGAUGGGGAAAAUACCAUGGAGCUGGUGGACUGCUUCCUGGCCAAGCACCUCCGUGUUAAUGGUAUACAGUGCAAUAGAUACAUCAAAGAGGCUUAUAGGACAGGCAAAACCCCUGCCCCCAGGCCUACUGUUGUGAAGCUUGCACAUCUAGAGCAUAGAGACUUCAUCUUGCAGGAAUCAAUCCUCUUGCAGAGUGUAGGGGUCCAGAUUGCCACCAAAGAAGAACCAAGCUGGUCAGGGGAUUAUAAAACCCCUCAAAAGGAGUCCAUAUCAUUUUUGCAACAACAGCUUCAGGAUCACAGUUGGAAUUCUGUAAACCAGGAUGAACAAGUUCUUCAGAGGGAAACAGUGGACAGAGGACCCAUUACAGAAGCAUAUAAAUUGAGGGCUCAGAAUCAACGCAGAGAACCCCAGGCUCCUGCUCAGCAAGGUCUUUGCUUCCUACCCAAGAACAAUUUAGCAAAGCAAAUUGAAGUUUCUAAGCCAGACGAAAAAGUAAAAGGAACAUCAGGAAAUUCCCAAGUUGUCAGUGGCAGUUGUGGUGAACUUUCAGGGAGAGAGGCUUCUCUGUCUACUUUCCAUCAAUUUGAGGAACCUUCCCUAUUGUUAAUCUCGAAAGAGGAGGAUUCUGGGCAAUCCAUGUUUUUCAAACAGUACAGCCAAGGACUAGAAGCAUGUAAAGUAUCAAGAAGAGAAAAUGACCGCAGCAGUAAAAGUGAGGCCAGCACCUGUUUGUCACUGUCUGGAUUGCUGAAGACAGAGAGAAUAAAUGCAGAGGACAAGCUCCUGGGCCAUGAUGCGGGGCUUGAUAUUCUGAGCUCAAAGCAGCUUGAAGACCUUUUGAAAGACAAGUCUGGAAAAUGUGCAACUCUGAGCUGUGACAGUAUGAUGGAGGAAAUUAGCAUUGGUUCUGAGACCUUCAGUGACAUGGUUCAUAUUGACCUGAUUGAGGAAGAGGAAUGUGCUGCUCGGGUCCUUAAGGAUGUCUUUGACAAGUCCUCUUGUAUUCUGGGUACCUUGCAGGAGGAGGAAGAUGUGGAAAUCAAGUUUUACAGAAGUAAACUGGGCAGAGCAAUUCAUCACUUCCGUUCAGCUCUGCAGGGGGUGUUUCAGAAGCUGGAGAACAGUGAGUCCAUCAGUACUGAAGACCUGGAAAGCAGUGAAAGUGGUUCCCAGUCAGAGAACAGUGAUAAACUUCUUGGGACCAUGAAUUCAGAGGGUGGCCAGGAUUGCUCAGUGGAGAGCCCUGAGAGUCAAGGGAGUGAGAGCUUGCUCAGUGUCUUCUCUGCUGGAGUGCCCAUUUCCGCAUAUGGAGAUCAAACCCCUCAGGACCCCAAGAAACUCUCUCUUGCUUCUGAUAACUCACCUCUUGCAUAUGCUUUGCCAGGUUUUGCUCUGGCUCCAUGUCUAGGAAACAAGACAUAUUCCAGGCCAGAAUCUCCUAAGCAUGCUAGACUAAGCCUAGAACAAGUGUGUGCAGAGACCAUCUACCUCAACAAAUGCAUCAACAAUUUUAAAAAUGUUCUAAGAGAGAAAAGACUGAGGCAGAAGAAACUUUUGCAUGAGCUAAUACAGAAGGCAAACCAUCUCUCAAUAGAAGACAUGCACUCAGGUAUUCUAACAUUCUGUUUAAUGGGGUGCCAGCUGACUGGGUGUGGCCUCCUUCUGGCCAGCAUGAAACCCAGUAUGGUGGUGAAUUCCACAAAGUGAUGGAGAGGUCUACAGCUUGAAUCAAUCUAAAUUACUCUAGUACAGAUUUUAGAAUAAUCCUGUGGGGAUUACAGUGAAAAAGGUUCUAAAGCAAAAGAAAGUUCCUGUUCUCAGGGAGCAUCCAGUCUAUUUGAGAGGGAUUACCGAAAAUACCUUUUCAAAAAGAAGUAGGAACAUCUGGGAGAAAGUUUAGAGUUGCAGGACUUUUAGGAUUUUGAGACUGUUUAGUUAAAGUAGAAGUGAGCUUGGGAGACAGGAAUGAGGCAUAUUUCCUCAGGGAUACUAGAGGGACUGAGAAAGAAACCCAUGCUGCAUUUUAAAAUUAUUUUCCAUGGAUUUCCUUUUUUUUCAGCUUUUUUAUUU
This is a messenger RNA of Choloepus didactylus (southern two-toed sloth), 3163 nucleotides long. RefSeq lists its product as uncharacterized. Bases 407 to 2800 code for a protein of 797 amino acids. The record is from RefSeq and is a predicted model, not a curated record. The transcript has 2 exons. Lineage: Eukaryota; Metazoa; Chordata; Mammalia; Pilosa; Megalonychidae.